GUCCUUGAAGUGUUAUAAGAAUAGGAGUGAAACUAAAAAAAAUCCGCAAUGAUAAAAUCAGUUGGCCUUAUACAACCCUCGGUAAAUGACCGUGGUUAUGGUAAUAAUAACCGUAACGGUGGUGAUGAUUUGACGAAAAGCGUUGCUAAAAGGGAGAAAAAAAUAACUGAAAGUGGAAAAGUCCCGUAUCGCAUAUCGAACAGUCAAAGCAAACGGAAUUCGGAUCUACCGUCGAAAAAUUCGGAUCAAUAUAGAAGCCACCAUCCUAAACUAGCGAAAGGACACUCAUCGAAAAAUCAUUUAUCAAAAUCCUGCACCGCCCUCCACAACUACGAGGAUGGUAUCGAGAUAACAUCAUCCGAAGACAAUACAAUACGAAUACAAAUAAAAUAUGACGAGGCCGGGCCGGCCAGUGCCUAUUCAUACAGAAAAUUACCAUCGAAUAUUUGUUGCGACAAUACGGGCAUAACCAGAGUAUCAACAAAUUUUAGCGAAAAUUUCGUAUUCAACGAAAAACCGAUCGACGUUCCAGAAGAGUUUGAACGGAAUGCUCGAUUAAGGGUGAGAGAACAGAGUAAAGUCAGUGGUCGUCGGAAAGUUGCUGCAUCGGCUAGGCAAUUGAAUCCACUGGAAGAAUUUCUGCAGGAAGAUUGGAUUAAAAUAGACGAUGAUUUCGAUGAAGAGCUACUACAAAGUAGUUUAUUCGAUCGAAAGCACAUAAUUCGACAUCAGUUCAGAGAUCGACCGUCGCGAAGACACUCAUCCAGCGAAUUGAAUAUGGGAGUCAAUUGUUCGAAGAAAUUGCAACGAAUUGGCAAACAUGAAGUGGUCCCAUUACAGGAUGUCGCCAAACAAAUCAAUGUUGAACCGAAUCCCACCAAUCAACGUAAAUCAACGAAUCCCUUUGACGACGACUAUGACGACGAUGUUGAUACUCACACGGAUGUUCGACAAGGAAUAUCGAACAGAGUCAGUGAACCAAUACAGAACUGCUGGUCUUCGAAGAACACAUCACCGGAUGUAUUCUCACCGCAAUUCUGUACGCCCAGACCGUUGUCCAGUUCCAUUGAUUCCAAUUCGAUUAUGUUCAGAAGCACGGAAAUUUACAGUGCGCGUAAACGACAAAUCGUCCGGGAUCAUUUAAACCAAAGUGCAAUACCGAAAGCGACUCGGAUCAGUGAACUGAAUCAUAAACGUGUACAUACAACCGAAAAUGGUAACAAAAAUUUUCAACACUUUUACCAUCGAAUGGGUGGAAGUUUUCAGAAUUUGGUUCGUGUAACCAAAAAUGUGAAAGGCAAAAGUGCUAGUGAAAGUAAUCUAAGUAAAUUGUCCACGAACAAUGCCAAAAAUAGAUCAACGAAAAGACUGAACAGUGAGAAUGUCGAUUAUUGUCCGUCGGUGUUCUUCAAUCGAUUUGUUGCCAUUCGAGAGAGGAAAAAUGCGGAGGCUGAAAAAAAUCUUACGCUGAAGAAAAUUAAAACUUAUUUGAAUGGAAAUUUGUUCAACCGGAAGCGGAAUGAUCAGGGUUCCAGAAGAACAAUUCAAGAUCUCGACGGUCGAUUCUUCGAAAAGUUUGGUUCGUUACUUCGUCAGAAAUCCGAAUAUGCCGAAGAGAAAAUCGUUGCCACACCACUGGCACCGCUACCAACAGACGAAUGUGGUGCACCGGAUAGCGAUUGUCAACUCAAUACGAUCGAAGAGGGUGAAAAUGACAGCGGAACAGAAACAUUGCAGGACACUGACAGUGAACAUGAUGAACAGGAUCAGACAAAGAAAAACGAGGAAAUAUUCACGGAUUUGGUCGGAUUGAAUAUUGAAGAACUGUACGAGGAAAUUCUUUACGAGAUUAUACACAACGUUGGCUGCGAAGUCGAAAACGAAAGCUGUCCGAGUGCCUUAUUUCAAUAUUUACAAGAUGCCUUCAAGAUUGUUAACGAACGUCACGACGAAAUUAUGCGAUCGGCUGAAAGCAAAGAGGCUCCAGAAAUACGUCUGAAUGUCGAAGUAAUCGAAGCGAAAGAGCUUCAAUCCAAAGAUCCGAAUGGCAGCUCUGACCCAUUCGUAACAUUAUACAUUGCAUCUAGUCCAACCCAUCGAUACAACACAUCGGUUAAAUCGUCUACAUUGAAUCCAUUGUACGAAGAACACUUCUCGUUACCAAUCACUGAAACGCCGAAUGAUGAGAAUUUAGUGGUUGAAGUGUGGGAUUUCGAUCCAGCUGAAACGGUUAGUGAAAAAAUGACGAAAUUUUUCGACGUGAAGGGCGUGAAAGGUUUUAAAAAACUCAUGAAGGAAAUCGCUGUAACUGCUUCAACCGGAAAACAUGACAAUGAACUAAUCGGACGUUGCAAUAUACCUCUGAGGACCAUACCUGCAUCCGGUCUAGUGAUGUGGUUUAGCUUGGACAAAAAGAAUAAAGUAAAACGGCAAGGCCUCAUCAAGAUUCGUUUGGCAUUCAGUGCCGAGAAAAAUAAUCGGGUCGCUGUACAAGAACAUAAAAAUCUACUGCGAAUACUGCUAAUGCACGAGCUGGAUUCGUCGAAGGUGGCACCGUAUUGGUGGUCGGGGAAAUUUAGCAUUCAAGGCGAAGCUGUUAUUGCUCAGCAUUCAGCACAAAGUGGCCUAUCCGCAAUCGAUUGUGCCUUCGCACAAUGGUCCGUCUACACAGCCAUUCACAACGAUCAUCCACUUGCAUUUAAUUUGUUCGAAAGUCUUAUCGAUAAACUCAUCCGACCCAUUCAGUCCGCGUCCAUAUCAGAAGAUGAAAUCAAAAAUUUCUGGGAUGGUACGACGAAAUUGCUACCAUCGUGCUUUUCAGUGAUACGGAAAUUGCGAAAGAAAACUGCCACCGAUAAAAAUUGCGUAAAGACACUAACCGACGUGCUGUCGAUAUUAUCAAAGGUAGCUAUGCUGGAACCACCCGAAGGAACUGACCUUUUUCCGAAAAGCAUUUACGGGUGGGUGACGCGACCGAAUGAUGGUCCCAGUUGGGAUAUUCAUGGCACGUUACAAGAUGCGGUCACGUCAGGAGCAAAAGACUGGUUUGCACACAUUAGUGACAACAAUUGCACCGGAUCGAACGACAGCGACGAAGACAAACUUCAAAAUGUCAUAAAGAUUAUUCAAUUGGUUCGAUCGGAUCUACAACGAGCUAUUGAAUAUUACGACAAAUUGUUUCAACAAAAAAUGCAUUUUCCCUACGCUCGUACGUGCUACGUUUAUUACGAAGAAAAGCUCUCCGAAUACAUUGAGCCGAUCAUACACGAUGUAUGUAAAAAUUUGAAACGAUUGAGUCUACCAGACGACCGUUAUCAACCACUUCCGGAGCACGAGGAGGUGAAUAUGGGCACAACGCUGUUCGAAUUGUACUUGGUGUUGAAACGAUUUGCAGUUCUAGGAACGGCACUGUCACCAAUAUCGACCGACUUCAAAAUUAACCAAUACCAUCAAUGGUUCACUCCCGGGGUCACACAUUGGCUGGACAUAUCCGUAUACAAGGCGCUGAUUCGCAUCGAAAAGGCAAUCGAACUCGAUCAACUAAUACCGGUCGAUGAGACGGUUAAGUACAGCUCAUCUGCCGUUGAUACGUUGGCCAUUUUCUAUCAGAUCAAAAUAUUUUGGCAACAAUUGGAUUGGCCGGAUGCGGAGGGAUCGUACAUGUUUGUUGGGAAAAUCGUCGAUGAUAUUUGUCGCUGUUGUGUUUUCUACGCAGACAGAAUGUCGACCCGAGUAGAAGGUUUAGGCAAUGUACAGAAUGUAUACGAAAACAAUAAAUUUGAGGUCACACGCGAAUGGUGUCUGGCUAUCAAUAACAUCGACUACAUUCGCCAGAGUCUGUCGCCGUUUGUAAAGGAACUUCGUGUCGACGAAAUCAUUGCUAAAUUAUCCGACUACCGAAGUCCCAUGGAGGCGGAACGAUGCUCGGACACAUUGAAAAAUGUGAUUGCAAAUGCUCUGGACACCGAAACCAACAAAAUUGUCGAAUUAAUUGAAGUGGUUGCACAGAAAAUGUCACCGCCGAUGCGACGAUUCUUAACUGAAGGUGCCGAACUACUUCAUCAAGACUCGAAUUCAAUGGACCGAAUUAUGAUGUAUUUGGAGGACUCGUUGCAAACGCUAAACGCUGAAUUGAAUGAAGUCAAUUUCGAGCGGAUUCUGGAUGCCAUAUGGACUGAAUUGGCGUGCAUACUGAAGGAGCUAGUACAAAACAAUAUUGACAGACGUCGUCCUCCGUUAUUUUUCGCCAAUUUGCGGGACACACUUCAGUUGAUGGUCAAGAGUUUCAAGGGAACGCAGUGUAAUAAAGACAAAGCGUCGUCCGAUAAAGAAACGUUGGAAGAAAUAUUCAAUUUGCUGGAACUUCACGGCUAUGAAACGUCCGAUCUCAUUCAUCAGUAUUAUAUAGAAAGGGCCAAACAGCAGGAAAAUUCAUCGGACAGUCAAUAUGGACAGUUGACCGUUAGAUGUUGGUUUGAAGACAACAAUUUGCUGGUUGAUGUUAUGAACGCUCGCAAUUUAGUUCCGAUGGAUUCAAACGGAUCGUGUGACCCUUUCGUUCGAAUUCACCUAAUUCCCGAAGAGAAAUUUGGUAAUGUUACGGCGAAGAUUAAAACAAAAGCACAAGACAAGACCCUCUUUCCAUUGUUUGACGAAAAGUUUUCCAUACCACUCAGCCCCGACCAGAAAGCCAUGCACAAUGCGGUUGUAAUGUUUAGUGUUAAGGACAAGGAUUUAUUUGGAUAUGCCAAUCAAUACAUCGCCGAAUGUUACCUAAUUUUCCAGAAUAUCCCAGACGAUUCUUCCGAUCAAAUCCAUUUGACAUUGACCCGUCCAACGUGUUCGUCCUCGGAAUGUAUUCAUGCGUUGGAAUAUAGACAGGGCGAUAAGCAGGCCAAAGAUUUUAUUAAAAAGUUAAAACAGAAAAUGAACGCAACCAAAUGAGAAUCUACAAGCAAUCAGUCGGAAAACUCAACGCACAAAAAAGGUGUCUACAUCUCUUAAACCAGAGGAGACCACCAAAUCAAAUGUUGAAAAAUAUCGAAAAUCGAAAUAAGUGAACGUAAUAAAAGGUAAAAUAAAAAGAAAACAUUUUAAUGUG
Molecule: messenger RNA, 5101 nt
Organism: Bradysia coprophila
Lineage: Eukaryota; Metazoa; Arthropoda; Insecta; Diptera; Sciaridae
Gene: stac
Product: C2 and C2B_Munc13-like domain-containing protein staccato
Cellular component (GO): secretory vesicle
Source: RefSeq, a predicted model, not a curated record